Molecule: messenger RNA, 825 nt
Organism: Cariama cristata (Red-legged seriema)
Lineage: Eukaryota; Metazoa; Chordata; Aves; Cariamiformes; Cariamidae
Gene: PARS2
Product: prolyl-tRNA synthetase 2, mitochondrial (putative)
Exons: 2
Biological process (GO): prolyl-tRNA aminoacylation
Cellular component (GO): mitochondrion
Molecular function (GO): ATP binding; proline-tRNA ligase activity
Source: RefSeq, a predicted model, not a curated record
GAGGAGGCGGUGACGGAGCUGGUGGCCGCUCAGAGCAACCUGUCCUACAAGCAGCUCCCGCUGCGCCUCUACCAGGUAACCAGGAAGUUUCGGGACGAACCGAAGCCCCGCUUUGGCUUGCUGCGCAGCCGGGAGUUUUACAUGAAGGACAUGUACACCUUCGAUGCCUCUGAAGAGGCGGCGCGGCAGACCUACGACUUGGUGUGGGAUCCUGACGGACAUUUUGCGGCCAACGUGGAAACGUUAAAUGGGGAGCAAACGUCUUGCCCCACCUGUGGGGAAAAACUCACCCAGACCAGAGGGAUCGAAGUGGGGCACACGUUUUAUCUGGGCACCAAGUACUCCUCUGUCUCCAACGCCAUCUUCUACUCCCCCGAGAACAAACCCCAGCUGGCAGAAAUGGGUUGCUACGGCCUGGGUGUCACUCGCAUCCUGGCAGCCUCCAUCGAGGUCCUCUCUACGGAGGACAGCAUCCGUUGGCCGAGCCUCAUCGCGCCCUACCAGCUCUGCUUCAUUCCCCCCAAGAGAGGCAGCAAGGAGGAGGAGGAGGAGGGAGCCGCGCUGCUGGAGCGGGUGUACGACGACCUCGCCGAAGUGCUGCCCGACCUCGCCGACGACUCAGUGCUGGAUGACAGGACGCAGCUGACUAUUGGCAAAAGGUUAAAGGAUGCCAACAAGCUGGGUUAUCCCUACGUGGUCAUAGCCGGGAAGAGGGUUUGUGAGGACCCCCCGGUCUUUGAGGUCUGGAAUCAGAACAGCAGCGAGGUUUUGUUCCUCACCAAGGAAGGUGUCAUUGAGUUGCUGAGUAAAGUGCAAGUCCCUUAA